CAUUAGAAUUAGUCAAAGAAAAGAUAAGCGGAAGUUUGGACGGGGGAGAAAAACGUGUACUGCGAUAAUGACAACAUAUCAAAGUAAUAACUGCACAUACGGAAUACAAACUGUACAGUAGAUAUGGAAAGUGAGAGAACCCCAGAUACAACCCCUAGAAGAAAGACGGCUUUAACGGGGAGCGCGAGAAAGUUGAAAGACAACGCCGCUGACUGGCACAACCUCAUCCUGAAAUGGGACAAACUGAACGACGAAGGAUCCACUAUAGCAAACAAGAUAGUCAACCAAGGAAUCAGUAAAGGGUCUCAGCAGCAUAACAUUAUGCUGGAAGACCUAGAAGGUUCCAACAGCACCAACACAGAAGAGACAGCUGGUCACAGCCGAGAACUGGAGGAGGAAUGUUCCAAGCUGCUGGCUGUGGUCGACAGAAUGAGCCGUGUGCUGUCUAAGAUGGAGAAGCUGGUUUCCACUGGGAGAGGAGUCCUGGAGCUGGAGAUGUUCCAGUGUGGAGCAGCGGGCAGGCCGACUCCUCUGUUCCUCACGUGGCCCACAACUCUGUUUGUGGAGGUGUCCGCCAAGCUGUACGAGGCCUACAGCCAGGAGCUGCGACUGAAGCAGGCUAUUCUCCAGGAGCUGGCUCACACAUCCAGGGCAGAUCUCUCCAUGGUGCACCUGUCCUGCUGGCUCCACCAGCCCUACCUGGAUGACAGCCUCAGACUGCAGCUGGAGGGACUGUUACUGGAGACAGGACACAGGACACUGUGAACAAAGGGGACAGUUUGUUUGUACAUAAAUGUUGUGUAAAAAAAAAGAAUAAUCUAUAUUUUUAUAGAUUCUAUUUAAUGUAUUUAAGUGAAAUACUACACAUACCCGUUUAAAAAUGUAUUAAAUCAAUGAAAGAACUGCAGGGACGGCAGUUGGAGGUUGUUUCGUACUAAGCUAGAUUAACUUUUAGAUCACUCUGUAUUGAUGAAAUGAUGCAGUAAAAGUGUCUUUCUCACAUCCUUUAUUGAGGAGAAUGAGUUCAACUGUACAGCUCAGCUCAUGAAAUGAUCGCACUGCACUAUCAUAAACAACUGUCACAAGAAACUUAAUAAAACCACAAUAUCCUCA
Molecule: messenger RNA, 1113 nt
Organism: Hypomesus transpacificus
Lineage: Eukaryota; Metazoa; Chordata; Actinopteri; Osmeriformes; Osmeridae
Product: cyclin-dependent kinase 2 interacting protein
Exons: 5
Coding region: 124-765 (213 amino acids)
Source: RefSeq, a predicted model, not a curated record